GUCCCCCUUAGUCAGUGGCGGGUGAGUCAGUGUGCAGUCACCACCCAUGUGGCCUCGAUCAUGACAUCCUGCUGGCUCUGGAUAUCUGCCACCGUCUGGAUCUCAACGCUUCUUUCGAGAGCUUCAGAGGGCGUGCACAUCGAGGACCUGCGCGUGCCGCCCGUGGUGGAGCACAACGUGAACGUGACGGCGCUGCUGGACUGCGUGUACGAGCUGCGCGAGCGCGAGAGCGACCUGCUCACCGUCAAGUGGUUCUUCAAGGACGAGACGCACCUGGUGUACCAGUGGGGCAGGGGCCUGCCGCCGGCCGACUCGGGCGUGCUCAAGGGGCGGCUGCACCUGGGCCAUGUGGCGUCGCAGGACCAGCUGAAGCGACACCGGGCUCUCGUUAUCCACAACCCGACCAUCGAGCUCAGCGGCAACUACAUCUGCAGGGUGGCCACCAGACAGAACGUGGUCACCGGCUCCAAAAAGAUGAUUGUGUAUGCCCCGGCCAGAACAAUGAACCUGACGCAGGACGGACCCGUCGACAGCUCUGUGAACGUCUCGUGUGCGGUGGAGGGCGCCUACCCGGUGCCCCAUCUCGACAUAUUCAUGAAGCAGGAGAGCCGACAAAACAGGGUGCUGCUGAAGAACGUGCUGGUGCAGACCAGCCGGACCGAGGAGGGCGUCUACGAGGCGUCGGCGCUGGCGCAGUUGCAAGCGCGCGACAUCCACCCACAGACGCUGUUCGAGUGCAUCAUGACCAUCCCGGACACGCAGUACUCACUCAAGCGGGUCAUCACCUACUACUCAGGUGCGACCCUGGCUGCAAGCACAUCGGCUGGACCCGGCACGCCCGGCCCCCUGGCGGUGGUGCCGCUCUGCCUGCUACUCGUGCCCGCUGGCGCCGUCUACCCGCGCCGGUAGCGACCACGUCGACCCUCCGCCGGACGCAGGUCCACCUGGUGCUCAUGAACAUCAUCAGGAAAGAAGACUGCAAACAUUUACAUAAUGAAAGUCCUAUUUUACGGUCAAAAUGUGUGUUCCUUCACAAAAACCAACGUGUACAUGUACCUCAGGGAUUUUAAUUCCAACAGCAUGUGUUCCAGAUUGUGAAAGGAUUUCAAGAGAGGUGGAACGCACUAGUGCAGGGAAGUGUGCCAUUAUCAUUAUUUUAUUGCUUGGACUUUUGAUCUGUUGAAUCCUUGCCUGAUUACGUAACUGUACUGAAUCCGUGAUAUAGAGGGCGGCUUGGUAAACCAGUCACAGCUAGUCACCCAGGGCCACACGGCAGACAUCGCCCGUGUCAAAACUUGCGUUAGGCGCGGCCGAUUACACCUGUUGGAAGCGUUCGCUGGAUGCUGAGUUGAACUGUGGCAGAACGCCCGACGUAAGGGGCGUAAUGGCCGCGUGGUUAGCGCCUUCGACUCGCACGUUGGGCUGGGUUUGAAACAUGUCUAUACCACAGCCCUGAACGCCAAUAUUGACCCUGGGAGUCGCUGGCGUUCCGUUAACCUUUCUUCUGAUUCGCCGUGUUCUACAACGCCGACUGUUAGUGUGGGCGUGGGGUCCGUGUGAAUGAACCCCCUUCCGUUUUGGAACCAAGUAAAACAGAGUCUCGCGGGAUUAUUAGUUAGUUGAUCUCAACGAUAUCACGCGAUGUUAAUAUGUUUUCUUUUGCUGGAGCAAUAAUUGAUUGAAAUAGGUCGGAUCAAAGGUCAAAUUUUACGGAAAAUCUAAUUUUUCAGCUUUAGAUUGAGAUGUGCGAGACCAUGCACGGUAGCGCUGCGACGCUUAAACAGGCAUGUUUUCCGUUUAAAUCUAGGUACAAGGGGGUGUAGCUGUAUGUGUUUUAAGCAUAUGUUUAUGAUGUAGUGCCAAAUGAAACAGUGUCAGCCCGCCCCGCGCGGUCCGCGGAUUCGUCGACAUUCGCCCACCUCCUGCGCCGGCCGUGGAUCGUCGUGCAGUGUUCCUGAAAAACCUUCGCUUCUGAGAAACCCUAACUGAUAAGGGCACAUUUAUUAGUUUUAAACACAAAACACGCUGCGCAUUGGAUGUAUCAGAGGCCACCGAAAAUUAGGGCGCGAUUCUACGACCUGCCGGAGGGCUUUUCUCAGAAAACCUUAGGGAGUUGUGUAUCGGCACGCUAUUGGGGCAGGUGUUAAAAGGCGUACGGCGACGCGCGCCUCGUUCCCACAAAAAGUGAAUGUCGCGCUCGUGGUGCGUCCUGUGGCAAUAGCUCUAAAUAACUGCGCAGAGAGUAGAGAUACGUCUAUUACAGCCGGGUGUACUCCUGUUUAUGCUGAUAUGGAUGCGCUUCGCAAAUAACUAUGUCGGGCAUGAGAGCAAACUGCGCUCAUCUGGUGGCAAGUAUUGUACUCAAUAAACGCGACGAGUACUGAAAG
Messenger RNA from Pollicipes pollicipes, 2387 nucleotides. RefSeq lists its product as uncharacterized. The coding region runs from base 61 to 909 and encodes 282 amino acids. The transcript has 7 exons. NCBI's taxonomy places the organism in Eukaryota, Metazoa, Arthropoda, Thecostraca, Pollicipedomorpha, Pollicipedidae. The record is from RefSeq and is a predicted model, not a curated record.